AUUGGCAUUGCUAAAUCAGGCUCUCCAAUCGAUUUGGUACUAAAUGAACAAUCUAAACGUAAAACUUCAAAUAUUAUCGGUUUUAGAGAUGAAGAUAGAUAUGUAGGAGAGGCUGCAUAUACUAUGGUAGCCCGUUUCCCUGAAAAAAUGUUACGUUUCAUGAAUUUCCUAUUGGGAAAGAAUUAUAAUUUGGAAAUGAAUGAAACUUUAACACGCUAUAAUGAAUUGAAAGUACCAGUAUCACUCGUUAAGAAUGAAGAAAGAGGAACAAUUGAUGUCAAAUUUUCUAAUAGUGUUUCUUAUAGUCCAGAGGAACUUUUAUCAAUGAUUCUUCUCUACAUUAAACAAUUAGCGGAUGAUAUCAGCAAAGGUUCUCCAGUUGUUGACACUGUAAUUUCUAUUCCACAUUUCUUUACAAUUUCACAAAGACAAGCCAUUUUAGACGCAGCAUCUAUUGCCAACGUUAAGGUAUUGGCUUUGAUUCAUGAUCAUGCUGCCACUGCUUUACAAUAUGGUAUU
Molecule: messenger RNA, 519 nt
Organism: Naegleria gruberi
Lineage: Eukaryota; Heterolobosea; Eutetramitea; Acrasida; Naegleriidae
Exons: 1
Biological process (GO): negative regulation of hypoxia-induced intrinsic apoptotic signaling pathway; endoplasmic reticulum unfolded protein response; cellular response to hypoxia
Cellular component (GO): endoplasmic reticulum chaperone complex
Molecular function (GO): ATP binding; ATP-dependent protein folding chaperone
Source: RefSeq, a predicted model, not a curated record